CUUUACCUUACUUUCCUUUUUCAUUUCUCUGUUCUUUUGCCCUCUUAUUAUUCUUUCCUUCCCCUCUAGGUGGAGUAAAUUUUCAAUCUUUAGGGUUCCUUGUUCUUCAUUCUUCCCUUGCAUCACCCAGAUUGUGCUUCUUGUUUCUUGAGUCUUUCUCUUUCCAUCUGGCACAUUGUUUUUGUAUGAUCAGGAAAGUCGAAAUGCUUUUCUCAGUUGGUUUAUCAGAUUGAUCCUUCUUCUUGGGAAUAUUUUUUUCUUUGGAAUUUGGGUUUCUGUGAAAUUGUGAAGGCUGAUCCUUUCUGGGUUUCCUUGAUCAAACUGUGAAACUCAGUUAGAGGGUAGCAAGUAAAUUCUGUUAGUUGAAUUGGGUUUCUUUCUUUUCCCUCCAUAUUGUUUAAAUUCUUGAACUUUUUUAGUUGUUUUUGAUUGAUUUCUUUCAAUUUUUGGGUUCUUCUGUGAAUUCUUGAAGCUUUCCUUCUCUGGAAUUCUGGUUCCAUGGGACUCUGUCAUGCAAAACCCAUUGAGUUUCAACAGAACCAAACCAGAGACCUCUCUGUUCCCAGUGAAAAUGAUCCACCCCCAAAUUCCCGCACCUCCAAAUCCUCUUCAACCUUCCCCUUUUACAGCCCGAGUCCACUGCCAAGCCUUUUCAAGAACUCACCGGCGGUACCAAGCGUGAAUUCUACUCCUCUGCGGAUCUUCAAGCGGCCAUUUCCACCUCCUUCUCCGGCAAAGCAUAUCCGGGCACUGCUUGCCAGAAGGCAUGGCUCUAUUAAGCCCAACGAAGCCUCAAUUCCUGAGGGAAGUGAGUGUGAGAUUGGUUUGGAUAAAAAUUUCGGGUUCUCGAAGCACUUUGCUUCUCAUUAUGAGCUUGGUGAGGAGGUGGGACGCGGGCAUUUUGGGUAUACUUGCUUGGCCAAGGGCAAGAAAGGAAGCCUGAAGCACCAGGAAGUAGCAGUCAAAGUCAUUCCAAAAUCCAAGAUGACUACAGCAAUUGCCAUAGAGGAUGUAAGACGGGAAGUAAAGAUAUUAAGGGCUUUAACUGGUCAUAAGAACUUAGUGCAGUUCUAUGAUGCCUAUGAAGAUGAUGACAAUGUUUAUAUAGUAAUGGAGUUGUGCAAAGGUGGUGAACUGUUAGAUAGAAUACUUUCAAGGGGUGGAAAAUACUCAGAAGAAGAUGCUAGGGCUGUUAUGGUGCAGAUCAUAAGUGUGGUAGCUUUUUGUCACUUACAAGGUGUGGUUCACCGUGAUCUCAAGCCAGAGAAUUUUCUUUUUUCUACUAAAGAUGAAAAUUCCCAAUUGAAGGCCAUUGAUUUUGGACUCUCCGACUACGUAAAGCCUGAUGAAAGGUUGAAUGACAUUGUAGGGAGUGCAUAUUAUGUUGCCCCAGAAGUUCUUCAUAGAUCAUAUGGGACUGAAGCAGACAUGUGGAGUAUUGGAGUAAUUGCUUACAUACUUCUUUGUGGAAGCCGGCCAUUUUGGGCACGGACUGAAUCAGGCAUCUUCCGUGCUGUCCUUAAAGCAGAUCCAAGCUUUGAUGAAGCCCCUUGGCCUUCUUUAUCCCCAGAAGCAAUUGAUUUUGUAAAGAGAUUGUUAAACAAGGACUACCGUAAGAGACUAACUGCUGCUCAGGCUCUGAGUCAUCCAUGGUUGGCCAAUUAUCAUGACAUAAAGAUACCACAAGAUAUGAUUGUAUACAGACUUGUAAAAGCAUAUAUAUUCUCCUCUUCUCUACGGAAAUCAGCAUUGGGGGCUCUUGCAAAGACAUUAACUGUGCCUCAGCUGGCUUAUCUCCGGGAGCAAUUCACAUUGUUAGGUCCAAAUAAAAAUGGUUUCAUUUCCAUGCAGAAUUAUAAGACGGCAGUGACAAGGAACUCAACUGAUGCAAUGAAGGAAUCUCGGGUUGUAGAUUAUGUAAACAUGAUUGGUUCUCUUCAAUAUAGAAAAUUGGAUUUUGAAGAAUUUUGUGCUGCUGCCAUAAGUGUGCAUCAGCUAGAAGGAAUGGAUACUUGGGAGCAACAUGCAAGACGCGCAUAUGAGUUGUUUGAGAAAGAUGGAAAUAGGCCCAUUAUGAUUGAAGAACUUGCUUCCGUAACCCCUCACGAAGCCCCUUUUUUUUACAAGUUCUUUACUACUUAGAGCUUGGAUAUACAACUCAGAAUUUCCGUUUAUUUUAGUUUGGUUUUAGCAUUUCAUUUGCGAUUUUUUUGUUUGCUCAGAAAUUACAGCACUGACACAGCUGUAAUUUCCUUUCAGGAACUCGGACUUAGCCCAUCUGUGCCAGUUCAUGUAGUUCUCCAAGACUGGAUUAGACACGCAGAUGGAAAGCUCAGUUUCCUGGGGUUUGUUCGACUUCUACAUGGGGUUUCCUCUCGCACAUUUCAGAAAGUUCAAAUAGGAGCCCAACAAUAAUUCAUUUUAUCCUUUCCUUGCCAACCAUCUCACCAGUGGUGACAAAUGCCUCCAGCCAAGGCUCUGAUAUGUCUCAAUCAUGCCUCCGGCCAAGUUUUCACACAUCUUAAUCAUGAAAUGGGGUGCCAUAGCUUCAAGCUAAAGCCAAUACAUCCAAGGCUGAUGAAGCAAUUCGUGAUAUCUGUCUCACGUCUGUUUUAUUCUUGCUUUUGUUUUAUUUUUUCUCGUGCUUUUUGCCUUCCCUUUUUUGGUCCAUUUUAGUUUUAACGAUUAUUAGAGGAUUGUACAGAUUAGAGUGGGUUACAAAAUGUAUUUAGUGUUAGUAAACAGCUUAUGAAGUUGCUUUCAUGGGCGCACCCUUUCUACAUCUUAUAAUGUUAAUGUUGAGUUGGAGAAAAACCUGAACAAUUGUGGAAAGAAAAAUGGCUUCAAGAGUUCCAUUUCACCGAACAUUGUAAAAUCUCUGAAGCAAAAUUCAU
This is a messenger RNA of Rubroshorea leprosula, 2894 nucleotides long. The record is from the annotation of a GenBank genome assembly. NCBI's taxonomy places the organism in Eukaryota, Viridiplantae, Streptophyta, Magnoliopsida, Malvales, Dipterocarpaceae.